UUUCUGGGCUCAUUUUAUCUGGUCAACUUGAUCCUGGCUGUAGUGACUAUGGCAUAUGAAGAACAGAACAAAGCUACUAUUGCUGAAACUGAGGCAAAGGAAAGGAAGUUUCAGGAAGCCAUGGAACUGCUGAAAAAAGAGCAAGAGGCAUUGGCUGAUAGAGGAAAAGAUACAAUGUCACUUGGCUCUUUUGAAAUCUCACCUUUACCCUCAAAAGAAGUCAAAGAUAGAAACAACAGGAGAAAGAAAAAUAAGUCCUUAGGGGUAGAAGAUCAUGUGGAGGAUCAAAAAAUUCCAAAAUCACCGUCCACUGAUGAUCCACAAAAUUUGGUUCUUCUUGGUCUUACUUAUGGUGCAAGUGCAAAUCAAAUGAAGCGCAGGUUCAGCCAUGGAAACAUAUUCAAUUUCCAGAUGUCUGGCAGAGACAUUGGCUCCAAAACUGAUUUUGGUGGUGAUAAUGAUAUGAGCAAUGUUGGGGAAAAUGAGAUCCAGCAUGGGUCACUGCUGGUUACACGGACUGGAAGACAGCUCAGUUUGCAAGGUCAAAUGAGCCAUAGUUCUUACCCUGCUACUCCAAACUACAUGCAGAAUGGCAAAUGGAACAGCACAGACGGUUACAAAGGCGUGGUUUCAUUGAUGGGAGGAGGAAGCACCAGGGCAUACAAUCUAGAACCACUUUCUCCUGAAGGGUUAUUGCUCACCCCAGUCAUGGAAAACCCUAGAGUAGGUGAUUUGAGCCCUUUAUGUAAUGAGGUAAACAAGAUGUAUUUAACCUCUCAUCUGUCAGGGGAUUAUUAUAAUGAGCCACUUCAAAGACAAAGGGCAGCAAGUGCAGUCAGUAUCAUUACCAGUGUUCUGGAGGAACUUGAAGAAUCACAACAAAAAUGCCCUCAAUGCGUGAAAAACUUUGCCAUAAAGUACCUGGUUUGGGACUGUUGUCCAUUGUGGUUGAGAAUCAAGAAGAAAGUGACAAUUUUAGUAACAGAUCCAUUUACUGACCUCACUAUCACUGUUUGCAUUGUGAUUAAUACUAUCUUCAUGGCACUAGAGCACUACAAUAUGACAAACACAUUUAAAUCCAUGCUUCGCAUAGGCAACAUGGUCUUUACUGGCAUUUUUACUGCAGAAAUGAUCUUGAAAAUCAUCGCUCUAGAUCCUUAUUAUUAUUUUCAGAAGCGCUGGAAUAUUUUUGACAGCUUAAUUGUCAUCCUCAGCUUAAUUGAACUGAUUUUUCCCAAGGGAAAAAGCAAAAGAGGACUCCUACCAAUUUUACGUUCUUUCCGACUGCUGAGAGUCUUCAAACUGGCUAAGUCCUGGCCAACUUUAAAUACCCUCAUUAAAAUUAUUGGUAACUCAGUGGGAGCCCUGAGUAACCUCACCCUGGUUCUAGGCAUCAUAGUCUUUAUUUUCGCUGUGGUAGGAAUGCAACUCUUUGGGAAAAGCUAUAAUGAACAUUGCCGUAAAAUAAACGAGGACGGCAAGCCACGUUGGCAUAUGAUGGAUUUUUUCCACUCGUUCCUUAUUGUAUUCCGAAUUCUGUGUGGAGAAUGGAUUGAGACCAUGUGGGAUUGUAUGGUGGUAGCUGGGCAACCACUGUGCCUUCUAGUCUUCUUGCUUGUCAUGGUGAUAGGAAACCUAGUGGUUCUCAACCUGUUCAUUGCAUUGCUGCUGAACUCCUUCAGUGCUGACAACCUCCAGGCUCCAGAAGAUGAUGGAGAGAUGAACAAUCUUAAGACUGCAUUUGCUCAAAUCCGAAGGGGACUUUGCCAAGUGAAACGCAAAACAUGGGAUUACUGCUGUGGAAAGCUCUGUCAUCCAAAGAAAAUUGCCAAAAAAACAAUUAAAUUGGCUGCCAAGAACACGUGUGUGGAGGGUGGGAAAGAAACAAGGAAUUGUAAAGAAAAUCACAGUAACAAUGGGACUGAGAAAAAUGGGGACAAAUCCUCUGUUAGUAUUCUUGAAGAUAUCAUCAACAAUCCCAACAUGUUUGUCUGUGUCCCUAUUGCUGAGGCAGAUACUGAUACUGAGGAUUAUGAAGAAGAUGAUAAUAAGAUGACCACACUCUCAGAAACUGAGUACAAUAAACAGGAAUACCACCUGAGACAGAGGGGAGAGCGAUGUAAAAGCCCAGGAGUAUGGAGUAAAGGAUCUGAAGUUUUCUCUGAUGACUCAAGCGAGUUAAACAUAUUUAUACAAGGGAAGGUUGACUCAUCAAAAGAAGAAAAAGAGAAACUUGAUUAUAUCAGCUGCUCUGAAGGCAGCACAGUGGAUUUCACAAAUCCAGAAGAGCUUCUGAAACAGAUCCCCGAGCUGGCUGAAGACUUAAAAGAACCUGAUAACUGUUUUUCAGAAAGCUGCGUUCAACAUUUCCCAUGUUGUGUGGUGAAUACCACAAAGUUUCCAGGUGAAAUGUGGUGGAAUCUGAGGAAAACCUGCUACAAAAUUGUUGAACAUUCCUGGUUUGAAAGCUUUAUCAUAUUUAUGAUCCUGCUGAGCAGCGGGGCCCUGGCAUUUGAAGACAUUCAUCUUUCAGAAAGGAAAAAUAUUAGAACCAUGUUGGAAUUUCUGGAUAAAAUCUUCACUUAUGUCUUUGUCCUUGAAAUGUUUCUGAAAUGGUUGGCUUAUGGCUUCACAAAGUAUUUCACCAAUGCCUGGUGUUGGCUUGAUUUCAUAAUUGUAGGUGUCUCUUUAAUAAGCCUCAUAGUUAAUUCACGUGGAUGUACUGAAAUGGGACCCAUGAAAUCCCUUAGGACUCUCCGAGCUUUGAGACCAUUAAGAGCAUUAUCACGGUUUGAAGGGAUGAGGGUGGUUGUAAAUGCCUUGGUGGGUGCCAUCCCUUCCAUUAUGAAUGUUCUGCUUGUAUGCCUCAUUUUCUGGCUCAUUUUUAGUAUCAUGGGAGUGAACCUAUUUGCAGGAAAAUUUGGAAAAUGCAUUAACUUGACCGAAGAAAAAUCAAACUUAAACAAAAAUAUUAAGAACAAAUACAAUUGUACCAACUAUAAUGACACGCAAAAAAUAUAUUGGGUAAAUGUUAAAGUCAACUUCGAUAAUGUUGGUUCUGGUUAUCUGGCUCUUCUUCAGGUGGCAACAUUUAAAGGUUGGAUGGACAUUAUGUAUGCAGCAGUAGAUUCACGAGAGAAAGAAGAUCAGCCAAAGAUGGAACGUAAUUUAUACAUGUAUCUCUAUUUUGUGAUUUUCAUCAUUUUUGGAUCGUUCUUCACACUGAAUCUUUUUGUCGGUGUCAUUAUAGACAAUUUUAACCAACAAAAGAAAAAGUUAGGUGGACAAGACAUAUUUAUGACAGAAGAACAGAGAAAAUACUAUAAUGCAAUGAAAAAACUGGGAUCCAAGAAACCCCAAAAACCCAUCCCAAGGCCAUUGAACAAAUACCAAGGUUUCAUUUUUGACAUCGUUACAAGCCAAGCCUUUGAUGUUAUCAUCAUGAUUCUCAUCUGCCUUAACAUGAUCACUAUGAUGGUAGAAACUGAUGAUCAAAGUAUAAAGAAGACUAACAUUCUUAACAAAAUCAACAUCCUCUUUGUUGCCAUCUUUACUGCAGAGUGCAUCAUGAAAUUGUUGGCCCUAAGACACUACUACUUCACCAAUGGCUGGAACAUAUUUGAUUUAAGUGUUGUCAUCAUGUCCAUUGUUGGUACUGUGCUCUCUGGCAUUGUAAAAGCAUUUGAAAAUUAUUUCUCACCUACACUCUUCAGAGUCAUUCGUUUGGCUCGAAUUGGACGAAUACUGAGACUAAUCCGAGCUGCCAAAGGAAUUAGAACUCUUCUUUUUGCCUUAAUGAUGUCCCUUCCUGCUUUGUUCAACAUUGGCCUCUUACUUUUUCUGGUCAUGUUUAUUUAUGCCAUUUUUGGCAUGGCUAACUUUGCUUAUGUUAAGUGGGAGAAUGGGAUUGAUGACAUGUUCAAUUUCCAAACCUUUGCUAACAGCAUGCUCUGUCUUUUCCAAAUCACAACUUCUGCUGGCUGGGAUGGUCUUCUCAGCCCUAUUUUAAACACUGGACCGCCAUAUUGUGAUCCAGCCAUACCAAGUGCUGUGGGAGAAUGUGGCAAGCCUGCUGUGGGAGAAUGUGGCAAGCCUGCUGUGGGUAUUAUAUUCUUUGUAAGUUACAUCAUUAUAUCUUUUCUUAUUGUUGUAAACAUGUAUAUAGCUGUAAUUUUAGAGAACUUCAAUGUUGCCACUGAGGAGAGUACAGAUCCUCUAAGUGAAGAUGACUUUGAUAUGUUUUAUGAAGUCUGGGAGAAAUUUGAUCCAGAGGCAACUCAGUUUAUGAAGUAUUCUGCACUUUCAGACUUUGCAGAUGCUCUGGCAGAACCUUUACGUGUACCCAAACCAAAUAAAAUUGAGCUCACAGCAAUGGAUCUUCCCAUGGUCAGUGGAGACAGGAUCCACUGUUUGGAUAUUUUAUUUGCUUUUACCAAACGGGUGCUAGGAGAAUCUGGAGACAUGGAUACUCUAAAAGUUCAGAUGGAGGAAAAGUUUAUGGCUGCCAAUCCAUCCAAGCUUUCUUAUGAACCAAUCACAACUACAAUUAGACAGAAGCAAGAGGAAGUUUCUGCCAUUAUUAUCCAGAGGGUUUACAGGAGACAUUUGAAUCAACAUCCCAUGAGGCAGACCUCUUUUGUAUGCCGUAAUAGAACCUGUGAUGGUGACAUCCUUGAAGAUGCUCCAGAGAAAGAAGGCCUUGCUGAAUUCAUGGUGAAUGAAAAUGCUGAUAGAAAUUUAGACAAAUCAGAAUCUGCAUCCACAGCAUCUUUCCCUCCAUCCUAUGACAGUGUCACCAGGACCACUAAUGAUCACCUCAAGGUGAAGAUGGCAGACUCUCCCCAGAGUGAUGAACCUAUAGAUUAUUCACUAUUUGCAGAGAGAGAGAAAAAAUCCAUUGUUUAAGAUUUUGUUAAGACUGCUUUAAAAUAUUGUUCACAGCAUGUAAUGAUGUACAAAUACAGCAGUUGAAGCUUUCUUAUUAAACAUUAGUUGCAAAAGAACCAUUGGUGAUUUACCCUUAACUACAAGAGUUGGCAAGGUAUAACCUUUGCUCUUGCUGCAUUCAACUUUGCUUAAUGUUUAUAUUUAUAUAUGUAAAGGAAGAAUCUGUGCAUGGCUACAAACGUUAUAUCAGUGAUAAUCCAAAAUUAAGACAGAAUCCUUAGUACGUAGUUAUCAUGGCCCUGACACAGUAUUGAUAGAGCUGUAUUUUAUUUCUGGUAACUAGACUUCUUUAUAUUGGUUUGCUUUGUUGGGCGCAAGUUCAAGGAGUGGAAGAUAAGUUUCAUGGUGUCUGGAAAUAAAUGUCUGCCUGGGGCAAAGCAUGGGUUGGGAGAAAAUUUAAGGGUUGGGGGUUUUAGAAGUAGGGAGAGGAUUGUAAUGUAGCCUUAAUUAAUUCCUAAUUAAUAUUUUGAUUAUAAACCUGGUAUAUUAAUGGCUCACAAUCUGUUCAGUCCUGUGAUCACAUAUCAUGACAUAACCAUUGCAUGAUUCAUUGAUAUGUCAUAAUGUACUGGAACUGCUCCAAUACAAUGAAUUUCAACAGAAUAGCCAUGGUGUGUAUACUGUUGUAGUUAUAUUACUGAAGUAUAAUGAAAUAAUAAAUGUAACAUUCAACAUUCCAGAAAUAGUAAUGAACUGAGUAAGAACUUUCUUAUUUUUUAAGCAAACCUGAUUUUUAUCCUUUGUAAUUAUGACAUUGGCCUAGUUAUCUUCACCGUGUUUUCUUCCAAAAAGUCUUUGCUACUCUAGUGGUGUUAUGCUCUUACAAAAAUCCCACAAAGGCCUCAACUCCUGGACCUGGGUUCAAUCUCUUUUCCCAUGUAUGUGAAUACUUAUUGGAUAUAUAUGUGUUCAUAUUCUCGGUGUGAGCCAUUUCAGUUUUCAGUGGCUGAUUUCUCUUCCUUUGGGUCAUAUUUCAGUGUUUCCAAGAUCCUUAUUUCCACUCCAUUUGUUUAAAUACCAUUCAGUUUUACCUGCAGGUCAGUUUUCAAGAUUAUAUACUUUUUAUGUUACAAGAUAUAUGUGACUAUGAAGAAUGGUUGGUCUGGAGGAGGGGAGGAGCAGCUUUCCUUUCUUCACCACAGUAAUUUCAGACUGAGAGGAAGCUUGGCCUUAUGGUUGAGGCAGUACACUGGGACUCUGAUCCAGGUUCAGUUUCUUCCUUAGUUACAUUCUUCCCAUGUGACCGUAGGCAAAUAAUGUCUGAUUUCAGUGUAGAUAUGACCUUAUUCUCUCUCUCACUCAGUGUUCCACCUGUAAAAUGGGAAUAAUAAUAAUUAUUAUUUUCUCCCUCCUUCACUUGUGUCUGUCUCUCUGUUUAGACUUUCUGGGCAGACACUGUCUCUUACUAUACAUAUGUAAAGGGCCUUGCGCAAUGGGGAUGCAAUCUGAUCUGAAGCUUCUAGGUACUAUUUGAAUACAAGAAAUAAUCAAUAAUAUGUGAAAUGUCUUUUAAUUUUCUUUCUCUCUGUUGUGUUUCCCUGCUUCCCCUCAUCGAUAUGAAUUCUCGCUAAGAAGUUUUAGGUCCAUACUGUUGUUUUCUUCCUAUAAUUUGAAUCUAGAUACAGUCGAUCAUAUCUGUUGUCAGUGUGAAUUAGCAUAGUGUCAUAGAAGUUAGUUACUCUGUACCAUUGAGAUUUGAACUAUGCAGAUUUGCACCAGCUGAAGAUCUGCAAA
This is a messenger RNA of Pelodiscus sinensis (Chinese soft-shelled turtle), 6681 nucleotides long. Lineage: Eukaryota; Metazoa; Chordata; Testudines; Trionychidae. The record is from RefSeq and is a predicted model, not a curated record.